AUGAUCUUUCGAUCGGUGGGCGGUGACGGGGGUGAAUCCAUAGACGUGCAGGGGGAGGACGAGGGGCGGAAGGAUGGAGGAUCGGGAGGAGUACCGGAGGAGUCGUUCUUGGUUCGGCCCUCCAACUUCGGCAUUGUGGACAGAGGGAUCUACCGCUCGGGGUUCCCCGCUGCCGACAAUUUUCGUUUCUUAGAAGGGCUCAAACUUCGAUCCAUCGUGUACUUGUGCCCGGAGCCCUACCCGGAGGUUAAUGCGGAGUUCGUGCGCUCCCAUGGAAUUCGUCUGUUCCAGUUCGCGAUCGAAGGAAGCAAGGAGCCUACUGUGGCCUUACCAAAAGAUACCAUCAUGAUGGCUCUCAGAAUCUUACUUGACGUAAGCAAUCACCCUAUUCUGAUUCACUGCAAAAAGGGGAAGCAUCGAACAGGGUGUCUUGUGGGCUGUUUCAGAAAGCUACAGAAGUGGCCCCUCUCUUCUGUGUUCGAGGAAUAUAACCACUUCGCUGCUUCCAAAGCUCGACCGUCAGAUCUGGCUUUCAUCAGUAACUUCGAUGUCUCAUACAAGCUGCGUGUACUCUAUAUCAUCUACCGCUUCUAUGGAUAUGGUUCCCGAGUCAAGCGCUUGGUCUACCAAGAUAGCUCCUCAUGA
Molecule: messenger RNA, 645 nt
Organism: Musa acuminata AAA Group (dessert banana)
Lineage: Eukaryota; Viridiplantae; Streptophyta; Magnoliopsida; Zingiberales; Musaceae
Product: tyrosine-protein phosphatase DSP3-like
Exons: 5
Coding region: 1-645 (214 amino acids)
Biological process (GO): protein dephosphorylation
Cellular component (GO): cytoplasm
Molecular function (GO): phosphatase activity
Source: RefSeq, a predicted model, not a curated record